This is a messenger RNA of Meleagris gallopavo (turkey), 1344 nucleotides long. It is a transcript of the gene BKGD, whose product is annotated as beta-keto-L-gulonate decarboxylase. Lineage: Eukaryota; Metazoa; Chordata; Aves; Galliformes; Phasianidae. The record is from RefSeq and is a predicted model, not a curated record. Gene Ontology annotation, cellular component: nucleus. Gene Ontology annotation, molecular function: zinc ion binding; hydrolase activity, acting on ester bonds.
CGGGGAGAGACGGGGUGGUAGGGAGGGUUGGUUCGCGCUGUGACCUGAAGCGGGCGCAGCUUCUGGGAUUUUCUUCCUAUUCCGUUCCCUGUGGGACUCCAGAGAGUUGCUCUUGCAGAUCAGUCACUUCUGCAGUGUGUUAUACUGUAAUUUCUAACCUGUAGAAAUCAGAACCAAAACGGGCAAUGGCAAAGGUUGAAAAGUUUGCUUUUCAUGUUCCAAGCCUGGAGGAGCUUGCUGGAGUUUUGCAGAAAGGACUUAAGGAAAACUUUGCUGAUGCCCAAGUCUCUGUUGUAGACUGUCCUGAUCUGACUCAGGAGCCUUUCAAUUUUCCUGCUAAAGGAAUCUGUGGAAAGCCUAGAAUAGCAGAUGUGGGAGGUGUUCCAUACCUCAUACCACUUGCACAGAAAGAAAAAGUUUAUGAUCUAAAUACUGUUGCAAAAGACAUAGAGCUUCCUGGAGCUUUUAUUCUUGGAGCUGGAGCUGUUUCAUCUAGAGUUGUUGGUGUAAAUGCUGAGCUUAUCCCUAUUGUGCAAACUAAGAAUGAAAAAAAGCCUGCUAUAAAUGGGAGCUACAUUGCUCAGAUAAAUCCUGCAGAUAAAGGAUGCCUUCUUGAAAAGUACAGCAGUAAAUACUCAGACUGUGAAUUUGGGCUGUUGGCCAACCUUUAUGCCAGCGAGGGCCAACCUGGUAAGGUUAUUGAAGUGAAAGCCAAUGGAAGAACUGGGGAGCUUAACUUUGUGUCUUGUCUAAGACAAAUUUUAGAGAAACACUAUGGAGAAAAGCCAGUUGGGAUGGGUGGUACGUUUAUCAUUCAGAAGGGAAAAGCAAAAAUUCACGUUAUGCCUCCAGAAUUUUCUACCUGUCCUCUGAACACUGAUGAGGAUGUGAAUAACUGGCUCAAAUUCUUUGAAAUGAAGGCUCCACUGAUUUGUCAGCCAGUAAUCGUUUCAAGAGAUCCAGGCUUCGACCUGCGCCUGGAGCACACGCACUGCUUCAGCCACCACGGGGAGGGCGGCCAUUACCACACGGACACCACGCCGGACGCGGCGCAGUACCGCGCCUACUUGGCUCCCGCCGAGCUGCUCUUCCGCAUCGACCGGCCCAAGGACACGCACAGCGUGGGGCGGGACUGAGCCGCCCGGGAGCGGAGCUGAGCUUUCGUCCGAGUAAAAAUCGUUUUUGUAACUUUUUUAAUUACGCAGUGAUCAAAGCCAAGAGCGACUACGUCAGCAAUAAACUGCCGACUUCUCACGUUAAGGGGGAAAACGGGACUUGUAACCGAAGGGGUUACGGCUGAAUUCGAGCUGUAAUUUCACUAAAAUAUUACUAAUGCUGCACUUC